Molecule: messenger RNA, 312 nt
Organism: Angiostrongylus costaricensis
Lineage: Eukaryota; Metazoa; Nematoda; Chromadorea; Rhabditida; Metastrongylidae
Source: the annotation of a GenBank genome assembly
AUGCGAACCUUUUGGGGAAGGAAGGGUAAAUCGAUCACGUUGCCGUGUUCUCUACCUACUCCUGAAGACAAUAACUACUCUUUGGAAUGGAGAAAGAACAACAAGUUGAUCAUGAGUGCCUAUGGAGCAGAAGCAGGACAAAUUGCUCCGACCUUACAAGGCACUUGUAGCCUUCUAGCUGCGCCAGUUCGAGAUUGUUGCGCACCUGACGAGACAGUAAUAAGGUGUUUGAAUAAAUUGUUUUCUGCAAAUAUUCGAAAGAACCAUGUGAAAAAACCAAAGAACAAUCUACUUAUUGGGCCAAACGAUUAG